UGUUAACUACAACUUGUAACCAUUAGCAUCAUCAAAACAAAAAGUUAGGCAUGGAACCUAGUUCAAGGUUUGUGGUCUUGUCCUUGCUUGUUCUAGUGACUAUUACUACAACAAGCUCAGCACAGCUCACUCGUGGCUUCUACAACAACAUAUGCCCCAAUGUUGAGCAGUUGGUUCGUUCUGCAGUGCAGCAGAAAUUCCAACAGACCUUUGUCACUGCCCCUGCUACCCUCAGACUCUUCUUCCAUGAUUGCUUAGUUCGGGGCUGUGAUGCAUCUGUUUUGCUUUCAUCACCAAACAAUAACGCAGAGAAGGAUCAUCCUGAUGAUAUAUCACUUGCUGGUGACGGCUUCGACACGGUGGUUAAGGCCAAGGCAGCUGUUGAUAGGGAUGCUCGGUGCCGAAACAAAGUCUCUUGUGCUGACAUACUCGCCCUGGCUACUAGGGAUGUUGUGAACUUGGCAGGGGGGGCAUUUUAUAAUGUUGAAUUGGGAAGGCGUGAUGGGAGAGUAUCUACUAAAGCUAGUGUUCAACGCCAGCUUCCUGGUCCUGAUUUCAAUUUUAAUCAGCUAAAUGCUAUCUUUAGCAAAAUUGGCCUUUCCCAGAAAGAUAUGGUUGCAUUAUCAGGUGCACAUACAAUUGGAUUCUCUCACUGCAGUCGCUUCUCAAAGAGAAUCUACAGGUUCAGCCCCAGAAACACAGUUGACCCAACACUGAAUUUACAGUAUGCUUUCCAGCUUAGGCAGAUGUGCCCUUUAAAAGUUGAUCCAAGAAUUGCCAUAAACAUGGACCCUGUCACGCCUCGAAAGUUUGACAAUCAAUACUACAAGAAUCUGCAGCAAGGGAAGGGUCUCUUCACUUCUGAUCAGGUUCUGUUUACAGAUGCAAGGACAAAGCCCACGGUCAACUUGUUUGCAUCAAGUGAACAAGCUUUUCAGAGUGCUUUUGCUGAUGCUAUGACUAAGUUGGGAAGGUUUGGUGUUAAAACUGGAAAUCAAGGUGAAAUUAGGAUUGAUUGCAGCAGGCCCAACUAGAAAAGUACUGUUGUGGAUGGUACCGUGAUUCCUUUUGGGGGGAUUUAUAUGAGUUGUUUCUAUUUGAUAAUUCAUUGUUCUGUUAAUAAAGGAUAGAGUUCAUUGAGCUCUUUUUGUAUCUUCAAGCUUUUGGUUAAAAAGAGAGGAUAAUUUUUUUCUUCUACUGAAAUGGAACAUGUAUAUGCUUGAUUCUCCUUAAAUAAGGUCUUGUGUUUGUGUUCGAGGCUUGUGUAUGAAAAAAACCUCCUUCAUAAUAUGAAUGUUCUUGACCCAGCAAGAUUGUCUAUCAUGGAGAUACUUAUAUUAGACAACAAAAAAAAAAGUGUGGUUGCAUUAAUAAAGGAUGGAAUUCUUUGA
Lotus japonicus is the source of this 1391-nucleotide messenger RNA. Its product is annotated as peroxidase 16-like. Gene Ontology annotation, molecular function: peroxidase activity; heme binding. Gene Ontology annotation, biological process: hydrogen peroxide catabolic process; response to oxidative stress. The transcript is spliced from 4 exons. The coding region runs from base 51 to 1034 and encodes 327 amino acids. The record is from RefSeq and is a predicted model, not a curated record. NCBI's taxonomy places the organism in Eukaryota, Viridiplantae, Streptophyta, Magnoliopsida, Fabales, Fabaceae.